AUGGAGUUUUUUCUUCCGAAUCUCUGUUUUCAAAGAUCAUUUUGGUUCUUGAUUUCUUUAGUCUUCCUGCUGCUGCUAAAUAGUGGAUUAGUGUUAUCUGAUCCCAACUACUUAAUUGGGCUUGGAAGCUAUGACAUCACUGGACCAGCUGCUGAUGUUAACAUGAUGGGUUAUGCUAACACAGAACAGAUUGCUUCUGGGAUUCACUUCAGGUUGCGAGCUCGUUCUUUUAUUGUGGCUCAGCCCCAAGGGAACCGUGUUGUGUUUGUUAAUCUUGAUGCUUGUAUGGCCUCCCAACUUGUCACUAUUAAAGUUAUUGAGAGGUUGAAGGCAAGGUAUGGGGAACUUUAUACUGAAAACAAUGUCGCUAUUAGUGGCAUUCAUACUCAUGCUGGUCCUGGGGGCUAUCUGCAGUAUGUUGUGUAUAUCGUGACAUCUCUUGGAUUUGUGCGUCAAUCAUUCGAUGUACUUGUUGAUGGCAUUGAGAAAUGCAUAAUUCAAGCUCACGAAAAUCUCCACCCUGGAUCGAUUUUUGUGAAUAAGGGAGAGAUCUUAGAUGCUGGUGUAAAUCGCAGCCCUAGUGGAUAUCUUAAUAACCCUGCAGAAGAGCGCAGCAAAUACAAGUAUGAUGUUGACAAAGAAAUGACUCUUUUGAAGUUUGUAGAUGCUGAGUGGGGCCCAGUAGGUAGCUUCAAUUGGUUUGCGACCCAUGGAACUUCUAUGAGUCGUACAAACUCUUUGAUAAGCGGGGAUAACAAGGGAGCGGCAGCACGAUUUAUGGAAGACUGGUUUGAGCACAAUGGUAUUGGAAACUCAUAUUCUGAUGAAAGUCUAGCUGAUGGAAUCCCUCGAAGAGUCUCAAAUAUUAUCCCAGACUUGCAUGAUAAUCACCAUGAGCUACUGGAGCUUGCAUCAUCCUUCCAGUCUUCUCCCGGCCGACCAGCAACCAAGAUUCUUAGUGUUGCAAGGCGUGUCAGGGGUGCUCUGAGGCAGGCUGACAAACCUGGAUUUGUGUCUGCAUUUUGUCAAUCAAACUGUGGUGAUGUUAGCCCCAAUGUGCUUGGAGCUUUCUGUAUAGACACUGGACUACCUUGUGACUUCAAUCACAGUACAUGCGGUGGGAAGAACGAAUUGUGCUAUGGCCGAGGGCCAGGUUACCCUGAUGAAUUUGAAAGUACCCGUAUUAUUGGAGAGAGGCAAUUCAGAAAAGCUGUGGAUCUUUUCAACACAGCAUCUGAGAAAUUAAAUGGAAAGGUUGAAUAUCGCCACUCUUUUGUAGACUUCUCCCACCUGGAAGUGACACUUCCCAAAAAGGGAGGAGGUUCUGAGGUAGUAAAAACAUGUCCUGCUGCAAUGGGUUUUGCAUUUGCUGCUGGAACAACAGAUGGACCUGGAGCUUUUGAUUUCAAGCAAGGAGAUGACCAGGGAAAUGCCUUCUGGAGACUGGUGCGCAACUUAUUAAAAACACCAGGAAAGGAACAAGUUGAUUGCCAGCAUCCAAAGCCCAUCUUGCUUGAUACUGGUGAAAUGAAGAAACCAUAUGAUUGGGCACCUUCAAUACUUCCAAUCCAGAUUCUCCGUAUAGGGCAGUUAGUCAUCCUCAGUGUACCUGGAGAAUUUACAACCAUGGCUGGGAGACGUCUUAGAGAUGCUGUCAAGACAGUGCUCAUGAGUGGUGGGAAUAAAGAAUUUAAUAGUAAUGUUCACGUCGUUAUAGCAGGAUUGACUAACACCUAUUCACAGUACGUGACCACCUUUGAAGAGUAUGAAAUGCAGAGAUAUGAGGGUGCCUCCACACUCUUUGGUCCGCACACUCUCAGUGCCUAUAUUCAGGAGUUCAAGAAGCUUGCGACUGCUCUCGCUACGGGCCACUCUGUUGAGCCCGGUCCACAACCCCCUGAUCUUUUGAAUGAGCAAAUAAGCUUACUUACACCAGUUGUAAUGGAUGCAACCCCUCGUGGUGUACACUUUGGUGAUUGCAGCUCUGAUGUUCCCCAGAACUCCACUUUCAAAAGAGGUGACACAGUCACAGUAGUUUUCUGGUCAGCUUGCCCCAGGAAUGACCUAAUGACAGAAGGCACAUUUUCCCUUGUGGAGAUCCUCCAAGGUAAGGAUAGUUGGUUCCCAGCUUAUGACGAUGAUGAUUUUUGCCUUCGUUUCAAGUGGUCAAGACCUUCAAAACUAAGUACUCGUAGUCAUGCAACCAUAGAAUGGAGGAUCCCUGAACCUGCCAGUCCUGGUGUCUAUAGAAUAAGACAUUUUGGAGCUGCCAAGGGCCUUCUAGGUUCUAUUCGCCAUUUCACCGGUUCUUCUAGUGCUUUUGCUGUAACAUGA
Messenger RNA from Dovyalis caffra, 2334 nucleotides. Lineage: Eukaryota; Viridiplantae; Streptophyta; Magnoliopsida; Malpighiales; Salicaceae. The record is from the annotation of a GenBank genome assembly.